This is a messenger RNA of Cheilinus undulatus (humphead wrasse), 2634 nucleotides long. Its product is annotated as protein HID1-like. The transcript is spliced from 19 exons. The record is from RefSeq and is a predicted model, not a curated record. Gene Ontology annotation, cellular component: Golgi trans cisterna; Golgi medial cisterna; membrane. NCBI's taxonomy places the organism in Eukaryota, Metazoa, Chordata, Actinopteri, Labriformes, Labridae. The coding region runs from base 92 to 2512 and encodes 806 amino acids.
GUCCAGCGGCUGUCAGCGGUGAUGAGGGAAAUUAUCCUUCUUUGGUCUAACACGGAUCCAAACAGGCUGGAGGUGAUUCCUGAAACAGAAAAUGGGAAACGCGGACACCAAACUUCACUUCAGAAAAGCGGUGAUUCAGCUCACAACCAAAACGCAGCCCGUAGAGGCCACAGACGACGCCUUCUGGGAUCAGUUCUGGGCCGACACCUCCACCAACGUCCAGGACAUUUUCGCUCUGGUGCCAGCCGCAGAAAUCCGAGCUGUUAGAGAGGAGUCACCGUCAAACCUGGCAACCCUCUGCUACAAGGCGGUGGAGAGGUUAGUCCAGGGUGCAGACUCCGGCUGCCCCUCAGACAAAGAGCGCCAGGUUGUCUUAAACUGCACCCGCCUGCUCACACGCAUCCUGCCCUACAUCUUCGAGGACGCCGACUGGAGAGGCUUCUUCUGGUCCACCGUGCCUGGAGCCGGCAGAGCGCGGCAUUUGGAUGAUGAUGGUGACGAUGAUGAAGCUCGACCGCUGGCUGAGUCUCUGCUUCUCGCCAUCGCCGAUCUGCUCUUCUGUCCAGAUUUUACCACUCAGAGCCACAAGAAGAACAGCGCAGAUUUUUCUGAGGAUAUCCGCUCCAUCGACAGCUGUGAGUACAUCUGGGAGGCCGGGGUUGGCUUUGCUCAGUCUCCUCCUCUGAAUUACGUCCAUGACCUUAACAGGACGGAGCUGCUGAAGCUGCUGCUCACGUGUUUCUCUGAGGCGAUGUACCUCCCUCCGUCCUCUGACAGGAAAAACCUCAAUCCCUGGGUCUCCUUCUUCUGCUCUGCAGAAAACAGACACGCUCUGCCUCUCUUCACCUCCCUGCUCAACGUGGUGUGUGCGUACGACCCCGUGGGCUACGGCAUCCCCUACAACCACCUGCUGUUCUCCGACCACCGAGAGCAGCUGGUGGAGCAGGCUGUCCAGAUCCUUAUCGUCACCCUGGAGCACGAUGCCGGGUCGGCCACCAGCGCCGCACUCAAGGCCCUGGAGACCGCCGUGUCGUCCUCAGGUGUGGAGGAUGUAGAGCCGGUGGGACCUGAUAACCUCUUUGUGAAUUAUCUGUCCAGGAUCCACAGAGAAGAGGACUUGAGCUUCAUCCUUAAAGGUCUGGCCCACCUGCUGAACAACCCUCUGAUCCAGACGUACCUGCCUCGCUCCACCAAGAGGAUCCAGUUUCACCAGGAGCUCCUGAUACUCUUCUGGAAAUUCUGCGACUUUAACAAGAAGUUCCUGUUCUUUGUGCUGAAGAGCAGCGAUGUGUUGGACAUGCUCGUUCCCAUCCUCUUCAACCUGAACGAUGCCAGAGCCGACCAGUCUCGUGUGGGCCUCAUGCACAUCGGCGUGUUCAUCCUGCUGCUACUGAGUGGAGAGAGAAACUUUGGCGUUCGUCUGAAUAAACCAUACACGCUCAGAGUCCCCAUGGAUAUUCCUGUUUUUACCGGAACCCACGCAGACCUGCUCAUCGUGGUCUUUCAUAAAAUCAUCACCAGUGGACACCAGCGUCUCCAGCCUCUGUUUGACUGUCUGCUCACCAUCAUAGUCAACAUCUCCCCUUAUCUGAAGAGUCUGUCCAUGGUCGCUGCCAACAAGCUGCUCCACCUGCUGGAGGCUUUCUCCACGCCGUGGUUCCUCUUCUCCUCCUCCCAGAACCACCACCUGGUCUUCUUCCUGCUGGAGGUCUUCAACAACAUCAUCCAGUAUCAGUUUGAUGGUAACUUUAACCUGGUCUACGCCAUCAUCAGGAAGAGGAAUGUUUUCCACCAGCUGGCCAACCUGCCGUCUGAUACGGCGUUAAUCCAGAAAGCUCUGCAGAAGAAGAAGCAGACGGGGAUUUCUAGAACAAACUCUAAGGAGAAUGAGUCCAUGGAGGGCUCCAGACCGGCUGUACCUGCUGAGCCCGGGACGUUUAAAACCAGUUUAGAGGCCACUCCAGGUAUUGAUAAGAUCACAGAGAAGUCCCAGGUGAGUGAAGAUGGUACGAUGGUCACUGUUCCUCACUCAGAGCCUCCACAGAUGAUGGCUGACGGCAGAGCUGCAGCUGGAGCAAGUGACACAGAGUCGAAUUCUGGGAGAGAACACGAGUUGUACCACACAGAGUCAGAAGCAGCAAGGAGUCGUCUGUCCAGCGUGUCAUCAUCAGCAGCCUGGAGCGCCAAUCCUGACUGGGUGUUGUCCUGGAAGUCCAAGCUUCCUCUUCAGACCAUCAUGAGGCUCUUACAGGUUCUGGUCCCACAGGUGGAGAAGAUCUGCAUCGACAAGGGUUUGACAGACGAGUCAGAAAUCUUAAAGUUCCUCCAGCACGGCACGCUGGUCGGCCUCUUGCCUGUCCCUCAUCCCAUCCUCAUCAGGAAGUACCAAGCCAACGCCGGCACCGCCAUGUGGUUCAGGACAUACAUGUGGGGCGUCAUCUACCUACGCAAUGUGGAUCCUCCAAUCUGGUACGACACGGACAUCAGGCUCUUUGAGAUCCAGAGGAUUUAAAGAUGCCGGGUGGGAUCCACGUUUCUGUUCGUUUCAGCCUGUCCACCUUCUGGGAUCCGUGGAACUCCACACACCUUCUCUGGUGUUUUUUUUUUUCAGGAAAUAAAAGCAGAGAGUGUGUU